Messenger RNA from Daphnia magna, 5012 nucleotides. RefSeq lists its product as uncharacterized. Gene Ontology annotation, cellular component: membrane. The record is from RefSeq and is a predicted model, not a curated record. Gene Ontology annotation, molecular function: G protein-coupled receptor activity. Lineage: Eukaryota; Metazoa; Arthropoda; Branchiopoda; Diplostraca; Daphniidae. Gene Ontology annotation, biological process: cell surface receptor signaling pathway; adenylate cyclase-activating G protein-coupled receptor signaling pathway.
AUGUUGGGAUCUAUGCUAAGUGCUUUCAUGCUAGCAGUAAAUUUACUUUCACGUGGAGGCAAUAAUGUUUGGAAACAAUCCAACGUUCGGUCUCUGGGUUGUUAUUCGCCGUUCGAUCUUCAAGCGGUUGUUACUAAUGGGGCUGGUUCCAACGAAAUUGGAUUUUCCGCUUGCUUCAUGUGCUACACGAACUUUAUUUUGAUUAGAGGUGUUCAGUGCAUGUGCAUCGACGACAGAACAAUUAAUGAACUGAUUCCUGUCGAUGAAACUUAUUGCGACAUUCUUUGCGAUGAAAUCUCUCAGCCAAGCAACAACGAAACUUUCAUGUGUGGUGGCAACCUCGGGGCUAAUUUUUACUGCAACAGGCAGGCUGGCAGCAUUUGCCUUGAUGCAAAUCCAAAUCAAUCAGAAAAUAUAUAUCGCGAUUUUGACGCUGACGACGAAGAUGAUUUCCAGUUAAUGUUGCCUUGUUUGGAUUUGGGAUGUGGCCGGCCUGAAACCGAGGACAGAAUCAACCUUGUGUAUGCUGAAUACUUUCCCAACUUGAAUCCCGAAGAUUGCAUAAUCUACUGUACGUACGUUAAAACUUCUUACGCCCACGCCGGAUGGAUCUCAUCUAACAAUCAAAUGUACCCGACAUGCGUCUGUUCUAACGCCACGCGGCAGCCACACCCAACUGAUCCGCCAUGUGCAGAAGGAACAUGCCCGCCUCCUCUGAACCCAGUCAGAUUAAUUGCUGGUGAUGCCAAUGACCGACAGGCACAGUCUUGUGGAAACCUGGAUGCUGCAUACCCUAAUUGGUCCGUCUUCUGUACGACAACAGUCGUCAGACCAGUGAACGGGACGCCUUAUUGCGCUGCUUUUCAGACGCCGUAUAACAGUUCGUGGGACGUAUGUCCUGUUUCAGCUACUUCAACCCAAAAGACCAGCUCUUUGUCGUUAACAACGCCAGCAUCACAAAAUAACAAAUGCCAGUCGCGUAACAAGUCGCAAUUCAAGGAAGUGCCCAAAAAACUAUGGGGAGGAAACUUUGUUGGCAAUGGCAACUGCGCAAACCAUAGCCGCCUUUACAAUGGAUCAUGUUAUUACACAGGAUCACUCUCUGAUAAUGAUAUGGAGAACGUGGACGAUUGGAGAAACGCUUCUGCCAAAUAUUGCAAUGAAAUAUACGAUGGACAUUUGUUGGCCCUUGAAACGGAAGAUGAAAAGAAUUUUGUUGCUGACGAAUUUUUAUUGUCUAAUUUGGGAGAAGACGGGACCAUGCGUCCUUUUUUAACAAGCGGUAUGAAGACUAGUGCAUCCACGGAGUUUUGGAGUUUGCCCAAUGAUGUUCAAAUUCAGAUUGCUAAUGUGAGCAAUUGGGGCGUCGAAUUGGUGAACUGCGCAGACAAUUAUCCCUCCUACUUGGUCCUAUAUUACGAAAUGGAAACCCAAGAUUAUGGCAGCUGGCAAUUCACCCGGGAUGAAUCGAGUCGCCAUUUCGUUUGUGAGUACAUCGAACCCGAAGACGUCGAAACAACAUCUCCGUCGACGACAUCACUGUCAACACCAACAACAUCAACUUCCACGACGACACCAACAACGUCAACUUCUACGACGACACCAACAACGUCAACUUCCACGACGACACCAACAACGUCAACUUCCACGACGACACCAACAACGCCAACUUCCACGACGACACCAACAACGUCAACUUCCACGACGACACCAACAACGUCAACUUCCACGAUGACACCAACAACGUCCACUACGACAAUAGCACCGACUACUUUACUUUCGACGCUGUCUUUAACGCCGAUCUUGUCUACGGUUUCCACCCUAGAAACAUCAUCAACGACUCCCUCCUCUUCAAGCACUGAAGAAACGACAGCAGAGUCUACCAUUAGCAGUUCAACUUCUGCGCCAACGACAUUUGAGACAACAAGUGACAAUAUACCUUCGUCAACGACCAAACCAACUUUAGUGCCAGAAUCAAAUCACAAAAGUUGUCCGUGUGUCGCAACCGAUAUGUACCACGUUAACUGGACAAUACGAGCCAACACUACCAAGACUCAAACGUGCCGACCCGGUGCUCAAGGCACGGCUUCAUGGUCGUGUGACUUGAUCGCUAACCAAUGUAGCCUACGCACUAAACAACCAAAUUUUGACGAUUGUCAGAGCCAGGAGCUUCAAGAAAUUGCAGACGAGAUAGCUGACUACGACACUGAGCUGAACACGGUGUGGGAGAACCUGCUCGAUUUCACUCAACCAAAUGAUACCUAUUUCGGUCAUGAAAUUGAUUACAUUCUUGGCUUGGUUACUGACCUCCUCGAUCGACAGGACGAACAAAUGAAUGACACCAGUAAUCACCUCGAGUUCCAGAUCAAUACCACUCAAAGCGGAGUGCGUAUUUUGAACAACCUUAUCUCUCAUGACCUGCAGUGGGAACAGCUAGACCAGAGUAAUCGUUCUCAAUCGGCAUUGCUUUUGUUGAACGUUUCGGAAGACAUGUCAUUCCGGCUGGCGGAUGUGGCUGAGAUGGAUAACCUAUCUUUACGCUGUGAAAUACAGUUAACCAACCUAACUUUCAGUUCAUCUUAUUGGGACGGUGGUCCAAAAGAAGUUUAUGAUUGCUAUCUGAAUGCAGUAACAGCAUCGGAAGUCUUCCUCCAAUUUCCUUCUUCAAGUCAGUUUAACUCCGACUCGACUUAUCUUCUUUUGCCUGAAGAAGCCGUCGCAGUUGGUCGCAGGCACAAAGCUGCUGGUCUCCUUAUCUCUCACUCUAUUCUACAGCAACUUCUACCUGGCCAGAAUAGUGUGGCAGGUGACCAGAAACAAAUCAACAGUCCUCUUAUCAGUUACUCUCUGCGUAACGAUGAGACCGAUGAAGAAAACGUGUCGAACGUGUCGACAAAUAUCCCUGAGGGAACGUUUGUUCAAUUUGUCUAUCAACAUGCCAAAGAGGCAAAAGAUCCACCUGUUCGAAUUCUUCACCGCGAUCUGGAUCCGGGUGAAACACCCAGCCCCGUCAUAGGAUCCGCAUUUUGUGCUUUUCUUUCCUACCAUGCCUCAAGUUUUAAUGUCGAUGGAACAACAUGGAUUUGGGAUGGUCAAGGUUGCACAUUGGAAUCGACUAAUCGUACGCACACGCUUUGUAAAUGCAGUCACUUGACUGGUUUCUCCGCCUUGAUGGAUUUCCAUGAGUACACGGGUGAAUCUCGCCCGCUGGAAAUUACUAGUUUUACGUGUAGUUUGGCAUCUGCGAUAUCCUUGGCCAUUACUUUUACAGUUCUUACCGUUCUCAGAUCAAUAAAGACGGACCGCACUGUCAUCACACAAAACUUGUGCGUUUUUCUGAUGGUAUCCCACAUUUUGGCUCUGACUACCUUAGAUCGACAUUACCUGAAAUUGGAUGAUGUGACCUGUGCCAUUAUGGGUGUUCUGCUCCAUUUUUCUCUACUCGUUUCCUUCAUGUGGAUGGGUAUCGAGGGAGUCCGCCUAUGCCGUAUGGUUGUCUAUGUUUUCAAUCUGUGUGAUUGGACUUUUUACUACGUGCUAGCAGCAAAUUUGGUUCCAUCCAUUAUCGUCGGCACCACUUUGUUUGUGGCUCACUUUACAACGGGAAUCAUACCGGCCUAUGCUGGAGACGAAACGUGCUGGUUGAAUGGAGAAAACUACAAAUGGAGCUUUGCUGGCCCUAUAGCCGUCAUAAUCAUCGCUAAUAUGGUAUUUGCCAUCAUUGCCGUCCGUUCUUCGUGGAACUUGAAGCAAAAUAUUGACCGUUCCAUUGAGGAGAAGAUAAGAAAUGCUGCGGCUCUAUCGCUGUCACUGACUUGUUUGCUCGGGAUUUCCUGGUUGAGCGGAUUUCUACUCUACACGGAGACACUAGUGUUUGCUUACAUUUUCACCAUUACCAAUGGUCUACAGGGAGUAACAAUAAUGCUGUUUCGAUGUAUCUUGAACGAUGAAGUCCGUAAUGCCAUCAAAGAGCGCUGGAGACGCCAUAGGGACAACCGGAUGGGUAAAUGGUCAUCCACAAUGACGAACAACACCAAUUCGCAGCGCCGACAAUCAGUCGUCGGCCCUGAAAGCAAAUCAGGAACUAACAGGAAACUCACGCAAACCAACAGUCGAUUGUCUAACUUAUCAAAUGCCACUAAGACCACCGAAACGACAAUUGUCCCUAACAACCGUCUCCCCGAACGAAUGCAACGAAGAAACCUUCGUACUUUCUCAGGAAGCGAAUUCUCGGAAACUGAGUACAGUUCUGGGACGCGUGGGUCUUUCAGCAGUACGGGAUCGUACCGUCCUAACAGUUCGGAAAAACAAGAACCAAUAACUGUUAACAAUGGCGUUCGUGAAUCACGCCGAGUAAGCUUUUUGGUUCAGGAUCCAACAUUACCUUCUACCUCCCUUUCUUCUGGCUUUUACCAAGUGAAUCCAAAUAAUUUAUCGGACAACACAUCAGUGGUCAGUAGAAGACCAGGACAUCUAAUGUUUCUCGAACAGGAUCCAUCCGCUUUCUUUUGACAGACUACGGAAUAUAAAAGAUAGGCUUCAUGGUCAUCACUGUUGGUUACAUUUUAAAAAAAUAUUUUCGACAAAGUUUGAUGUUCGUCGGGACAAAGAUGUCAUCUGAUUUCUUGCCCUACAGGCCGGCAUCAACAACCGUAAAACCAAAAAAAAAAAAAUGAUUUAAAAGAAGGACAAUGGCCUGGACUUAACUCUGGGAGUUAUGCUUGUCUUGUUUCAUAAUCAACGCAAUGUAUAUAACAUUAUGCUACCGUUUUGAUACUUAUACACUAUAGGCUUUAUGUUACCGUAUUUUUCUUGCUUCCUCUUGGCUGUUGAUCUUUACUGCCGUAGCUACUCGUUGACGUGUCUUUACCGAAUUUUUAAAAUAGAACAUACACAAUACGUGAAGCCAUGUACGUCUUUUUCCGUGUUGGUGAUAUAAUCUAAGAUGAGCUGAAAUGUCUGUAAAUGCCGCUAUAAGCCUGUAAAAAAUGACAGCUGAUUUUUGCUCAUUA